This is a messenger RNA of Dermacentor silvarum, 1308 nucleotides long. RefSeq lists its product as uncharacterized. The record is from RefSeq and is a predicted model, not a curated record. NCBI's taxonomy places the organism in Eukaryota, Metazoa, Arthropoda, Arachnida, Ixodida, Ixodidae. Gene Ontology annotation, molecular function: zinc ion binding; nucleic acid binding.
AUGUUCAUAAAGAGUGUAAAACAGAAGGUAAACCGAUUCUGCUCCCGGUCACUGACGCGUGCGGACGCAGGAUGGUUGGCUCCGAGCGAGCUGCGACAGCGGUCGUCAACGGCCGUGGUAGCCCGUCGUUUUCCGUGCCCAAAGGACUACAGGAUUAUUUUGCCCAACGUUUCAUCAGGUGAAGCUAUGAAGCGUGCAGUCAUGCUGCACUGCGACAUCUCAGGUCGUCCAUAUCGCAUCGAAGACUUUCGAAAGCCCUUACAAGACGCCGGCGUCAUCAAGGACGUUGCUGUAAUAGGUGCCUACCAGAUGUCCCACGUCUGGCUCGUUAACCUGCGGACGGAUGAAGCGAAAAAGAAGCUUAUAGAAGCAGGAAGGUUGGUCGUCAAGGAUCGUCUUUGCAUCGUCAUCGAUCCCAACAGGCAAGAGGUGCUUCUGAAGUUGCAUUGGGUGGCUUUGGAUGUCACGAGCGAUAACAUUCGGAGGGCAUUCAGUGAAUACGGCGAAGUGAAGGAAGUGACCAAUGACAGGUGGAAAGCAGAGGGCUUCGAAUGUGCUGACUCACUGACAAAGUUUGUGCGAUUGUUUUUGAAAGAGGGUAUCGCACUGGACAACAUUCCGCACCAGAUGCGCCUGGGCAGCGGUACAGUGCUCAUUGUGGCGCCAGGACGAGCCCCGCUUUGCCUUCGUUGCAAGCACACGGGUCAUAUACGGCGUGAUUGCAGGGUACCGAAGUGCGCCGAAUGUCAUGCGUUUGGCCAUGGACAGGAGGCAUGUACUCGCAGCUACGCCAAAGCCGUGGGCAGAUCUACAGUUGUAGACCAAAGCCAGCUUGUCAUGGACGAGGAAGAGGCAGAGCAAGCUGCGGCACCUGCGACAGCCGACAAGAGCGGAACCGAUCAGGGAGCUGACAAGGAAGUCCGCGUCUCGGGGCUGCAGACGCCGGCCACGACGGUGUCCAGCGUUGGUGAGCACCAAGAGACUGCUAAAACGAACGCGGUUGGCGUUGGUCCGGUGCUCCAGGAUGAGGGCCCCACGGGAGAGUCCUCGGACGCGACCAGCGUCUCUCAAGCGCAGCAGGCAGCAAGCAUAAAGCCAGCGGUCGACGAAAGUGCUUUGGGAAAUAUGGACGCGGAGACAACCCCGGCAAAGCGUCGCCAUGACGACGUGAGUGCGGUGUCGCAGGAGGAGCGUCUGAGACAGGUCGAAGCUUCGCUGGAAGCGAAUGGGGUGAAGAAGAAACCUCGCAGCGCCGUUCGGACGCGCGCGUCGUCCCUGACAAGGGGCGGCAAAGAGGUGAACUCUUAG